ACAAUGGCACCUGGACCCAGCUGUGGCUUGUCUCUGACUAUCACGAGCAUGGUUCCCUGUUUGAUUAUCUGAACCGCUACACAGUGACCAUUGAGGGGAUGAUUAAGCUGGCCCUGUCUGCAGCCAGUGGGUUGGCACAUCUGCACAUGGAGAUUGUGGGCACUCAAGGGAAGCCCGGAAUUGCUCAUCGAGACUUAAAGUCAAAGAACAUCCUGGUGAAGAAGAAUGGCAUGUGUGCCAUUGCAGACCUGGGCCUGGCUGUCCGUCAUGAUGCGGUUACUGACACCAUUGACAUUGCUCCAAAUCAGAGGGUGGGAACCAAACGAUACAUGGCUCCUGAAGUACUUGAUGAAACCAUCAACAUGAAGCACUUUGACUCCUUCAAGUGUGCUGAUAUCUAUGCUCUUGGACUUGUAUACUGGGAGAUUGCUCGAAGAUGCAAUUCUGGAGGAGUCCAUGAAGAAUAUCAACUGCCAUACUAUGACUUGGUGCCCUCCGACCCUUCCAUUGAGGAAAUGAGAAAGGUCGUCUGUGACCAGAAGUUACGGCCCAAUGUCCCCAACUGGUGGCAGAGUUAUGAGGCUUUGCGGGUGAUGGGGAAGAUGAUGCGGGAGUGCUGGUAUGCCAAUGGUGCAGCCCGCCUGACAGCACUGCGCAUCAAGAAGACUCUGUCCCAGCUGAGUGUGCAAGAAGACGUGAAGAUCUAAGCUGCUCCUCUGCCUGCACAACGAACCUGGGCAGUGAGGGUGACUGCAGCCACCGUGCAAGCGUACUGGAGGCCUACCUCUUGUUUCUGCCCAGCCCUCUGGCCAGAGCCCUGGCCUGCAAGAGGGACAGAGCCUGGGAGACUCGCACACUCCCAUAUUGGGUUUGAGACACAGACACUUUUUAUAUUUACCUCCUGAUGGCAUGGAGACUCUGAGAGCAAAUUAUGUAGAGAACUCGAUGCCACAAGUCAAACUGCUUGCAGUGGGAAGUACACAAAACCCAGUGCUUCUGGCUUGUAGCCAGGAAUGUGAAGGGGUGCUGGGCUCUCCCCGGAGCAGCCCCUAUACCUUGUGGUCUGCUGGACUGCAGGUUUUCCUCCAGGGACCAGUCAACCUGGCACCAAGGUAUUCAGAGGAACCGGAAGUGUAGCCCCUCUCACAGGCAGUCCUGAGCCACACCACCCCCUUCCUCAUGGACAUCUGGAGGGACUGCCAAUAGAGAUACCACCUGCUGCCUGUCUGUCCAGCCAAGUGUGCAUGUGCCGAGGUGUGUCCCACAUUGUGCCUGGUCUGUGCCACGCCCUUACACGUGUGUGUUUGUGUGUCUGUAGGUGCACACUUAUCUGCUUGAGCUUUCUGUGCAUGUGCAGGCCAGGGUGUGGUGGCCAUACUGUCUCUGAGUGCUGGCACCUGUCACAGUGAGCGGCAUCUCGUUAACCUGGUGCCCUCCUGAAGGUCCCUCCUGUCCCUAGCUCCUGUCAGGGUGGCCCUCUUCUCAGCAGGCUGAUUGCCCGCCCUGUGUCACAGGCCCUCUUCUUCCUUUCAGACCAGAACCAAAGCUGGCCCACUUGUCCAUGGUAGGAGAGGCUUUUGGGUCACAAUAGGGGGUGGGGGAAGAGCAGAGGAAGGAAGAAUGUUGAGCAAGUCUUGGGUGUUGUGUUUCAGCAUCAGCCAUGGGAAUGAGCCAGCCCAAGGGCAUCUUCCUCAACCGCAGUGAGGAGGGGCCAAGGGAUCUGAAGCCAGAUCUUGGAACUCAGAUUGGAAUGUGACAUCUGUUUGUCCCACCCCAGAUUCUGCAAACUGCAGUGUAUAUUUUUGGUGGUGGUGGUGGUGG
Cricetulus griseus (Chinese hamster) is the source of this 1821-nucleotide messenger RNA. The record is from RefSeq and is a predicted model, not a curated record. NCBI's taxonomy places the organism in Eukaryota, Metazoa, Chordata, Mammalia, Rodentia, Cricetidae.